Molecule: messenger RNA, 8950 nt
Organism: Triplophysa rosa
Lineage: Eukaryota; Metazoa; Chordata; Actinopteri; Cypriniformes; Nemacheilidae
Gene: sdk1a
Product: sidekick cell adhesion molecule 1a
Exons: 46
Coding region: 831-7571 (2246 amino acids)
Molecular function (GO): protein binding
Source: RefSeq, a predicted model, not a curated record
UGCUGCGUUGAAUGGAAGUUGCUGUAAGUGCGCUGGAUUUGUACACAGUUUUACUCGCUUUUAACCGGAGUUCGGCUCACACGCUUGUUGCUUUAGCUCACAGGACAUUGUAAAAAGUGAAUCUUACUACAUAUAUUUAUUAAUUUCUACGAAUCAUAUUCAGAUCGCCUGCGCGGGACUCGUUUUAUAGGGACUGCCGGUGAAUUUAAGAGGGUUUAUUGCUACGCAUAUUACGCAUACAGUUUCUCAUGUGCAUUUUAAUCGGUUCCCGCGCAACCGCGUGAAUUCUUGUCUAUAGUUGAUAUAGUUAAUCGAUAUAUUAGUGACAUGACUGCUCGUUUUCUUUCAAGCCCUCCAACGUGUUAAAAUAACAGCAUCUGGACCGGUAGGGCUCUGCAUUCAACUGGAUCUGCAAACUACUGCGAGAGGAUUGAGACUCUUGGGGAUGUAGUGAGUGUGCUCAUCGUUGAUAGCUUAAAUACUAUUUUUUGAGACUACAUAACUUUAUGUUGAGCUUAAAUCGGAGGGAAAAAGCGAACUUGUGUUAAAGAGCGAUGAAUGAGUGACUCGUUUCGUGUGAUGCAUAAAUGUAAUGACAGGUAGUCGCAAUGCAAUUCUAAAGCUAUUUUGACUCGUCUGCUUUGAUCUGCCGUAUUUGAACUGUUAAUGAAAGACACAUUAAUCUCAGACAUCACUUUGCCCCUGGACGAAAUGCUUGCUUUUAUCUAACUAUCGGUUUUUACGCGAGGUAAAGUUGCGGCUUGGUUUACGGGGCACAUGCGCUACACGGACUGUAUAAGUGACGUAGUGUCACAGCGCGAGCCUGCGGAAUGAACGCCAACGGAUCGGAUCCUAAAUCCACAGAGAACUUCACGGGUCUGCGUAAAGCACACAGACCUGGGAGACAAAACAGGAAGGUGGAUUUCGUCGGGGAGAGCUGUGUUUACUCAAGACGCGACGGACACUCGCGCUCUCUGUGGAAACCCUGCAAAGACAGAGUUCACGGACUGACUUUCACGUGUGUGGACGAGAAUGCCAUCAUGUAUGAUACCAAGAGCACAUCCUCGAAGAUUUUAACACAUUGUCACGAGAGGAAUGUCAGCUGGAAUGGCAAGAGAAAGUUUGCAUUGUGCAUUUGGAGUUGGUGGGCGUUUUUCUGCAUGCACAUCCACGUGUUGAGGGCGGUAGCACAAGUCGAUGUGGCCCCGUACUUCAAAACAGAGCCGGGACCUCCGGAGAUCCACCUAGAAGGAAACCGUCUGGUCCUGACCUGCCUGGCAGAGGGCAGUUGGCCCCUGGAGUUCAAAUGGAUGCUCAACAAUACAGAUAUCACAGACUUCUCCCCGGAGUACAAGUACACCAUCUCCUCUCUGCAGCGCUCCAAUAUGGGUAUUUACCAGUGUGUGGUGAGAAACAGAAUGGGUGCUUUGCUCCAAAGAAGAGCCGAGAUACAGGUGGCAUACAUGGGCGACUAUAUUGACAAUGACCAAAGAAAGACAGUCGCACAGGGUAGGGCCGCCAUCCUCAACUCCCCAGCGGUCAGCUGCUUCCCGCGGCCACAGGUGACAUGGUUCAGGGACGGCUACAAGAUCAUUCCCAGCAACAGAGUAGCUAUAACGCUAGAGAACCAGCUCGUGGUGCUGGCCACUGCCGCGGCGGACAGCGGGAGGUACUACGUCCAGGCUGUUAAUGAGAAGAACGGAGAAAACAAGACAAGUCCAUCCAUUUACCUGAAUGUGGCGGCGAACAAGAAGUACCGUGGAUCACAUGAUUCAGAUGCCCCAGCAGACCCCGUGGCUCCAGUGAUUGUUAUCCCGCCCAGGAACAUAACAGUGGUGGCGGGGGUGAGCGAGGCCACGCUGGAGUGUAUAGCAAAUGCACGUCCGGUUGAAAAGCUGAGUUUGGUGUGGCGGAGGAACGGCGUAGAAGUAGCCAGCGGCGUGGGCUCCUUCGGCCGACGCUUGACCAUCAUCAACCCCACCAGCCCCGACGUGGGCAUGUACGUGUGCGAAGCCUCGCUGUUGGACAGCAGCGUGAAGCCUGCGGAGGCCAAAGCGUUCCUCUCUAUCACAGAGGCGCCCUAUUUUACCGCCGAGCCCAGGAGGAAGAUGCUGGGAGAAGUGGAGAGAAAUGUGGAUAUCCAAUGCCAAGCACGAGGGGUGCCAAUGCCCAGGUUGGAGUGGUAUAAGGAUGCAGUUCCCCUCAGUAAACUCGGCAACCCUCGCUACAAGGUCAUCUCCAGCAUGGGCCUUCAGGUCAGGAAGAUACAGCCCAGCGAUGCCGGAAUCUUCCAGUGCUUCGCCAGGAACUCGGCUGGAGAGGCUCAGGUCCACACUUAUCUGGACGUCACGAGUAUGGCUCCAGCCUUCAGCGCGCCAGCGGUUGACAUCACUGUCACAGAUGGAGCAGUGGCCACGUUCACCUGUCAGGUGUCUGGAGCUCCUAAACCUGCCAUCACCUGGAAAAGAGAUUCACAGAUUCUAGCCAGCGGUUCAGUGCAGAUUCCACGUUUCACACUGUUAGAGUCUGGUGGUCUACAGGUUCAGCCUGUCAUUCUUCAGGACACGGGGACGUACACCUGCUACGUUGCGAACUCAGAGGGAGCUAUCAACGCAAGCGCCUCUCUCACUGUGUGGAGUCGCACCAUCAUAUCCAGCCCUCCCACAGACAGACGUGUCAUCAAGGGGACGACGGCCAUUUUGGAGUGUGCCGCGACCCACGACCCCCGUGUGGCGGUGAGGUACGUGUGGAAAAAGGAUGAGGAACUAGUGAGCCAGACCAGAGGGGGGCGUAUUAACCUGCAGGAGGGAACCUUGUACAUCAGUCAAACCUGGUCCGGGGACAUCGGAGACUAUACCUGUGAUGUCAUAUCUCAGGCCGGCAACGAUUCCAAGUCAGCCCGUCUGGAGGUCAUCGAGCUACCACACUCACCCCGAAACCUACAGGCCAGCCUCAACACCAACGACAGCCGCAGCGUGGAUCUGUCCUGGAUGAGACCCUUUGAUGGAAACAGCCCCCUCCUUCAUUAUGUGGUGGAGCUCUCAGAAAACAAUUCCCCUUGGAGAGUGUACUUGUCUGACGUGGAGUCCACAGCAACCCGGGCCAUGGUGAAGGGACUAACCCCAGCCCGCUCAUACCAGUUCAGAGUCUGUGCGGUCAAUCAGGUGGGCAAAGGACAGUACAGCUCCGAAACCAACAGAUUGAUGCUGAGGGAGGAACCUCCCAGUGCUCCACCUAAAAAUAUCGUAGCCAGUGGCAGAACCAAUCAGUCCAUCAUGGUGCAGUGGCAGCCGCCCCCAGAACCUCAGCUGAAUGGAGUUUUAAGAGGAUACGUCCUCAGGUACCGGCUGGCCGGUCUCCCCGGAGAGUACCAGCAGAAGAACAUCACCAACCCGGAGAUCAACUACUGUCUGAUCGCAGAGCUCAUCAUCUGGACCCAGUAUGAGAUUCAGGUGGCCGCAUACACGGGGGCAGGCCUGGGCGUCUUCAGUCAGCCUGUCACCGAGUAUACACUGCAGGGAGUUCCUACGGCGCCCCCACAAGGCGUGGAAGCCAAGGCAGUGAACUCAACCACCAUUGAAUUUACCUGGAAUCCACCACCUCAACAGUUCAUCAAUGGCAUAAAUCAAGGUUACAAGCUAAUGGCUUGGCCCGAGCGCUCACCAGAGGAGGUUACCAUCGUGACCAUCACCCCUGAUUAUCACGGAACACGUCACCUCGGAUACAUCAGCGGUCUGAAAAAGUUUACCUGGUACUUGACGUCAGUGCUGUGUUUCACCACUCCAGGGAACGGACCGCGCAGUGCUCCCAAACUGGUGCAGACACACGAGGACAUUCCAGGCCCUGUUGGUCGGCUGAGUUUUACAGAGAUUUUGGACACGUCUCUGAAAGUGAGCUGGGAGGAACCUGUGGAUAAAAACGGCAUCAUUACUGGUUACCUUGUGUCCUGGGAGGUGCAGGGAACGAACCAGUCACGGGUGGCACGGACCUUGACGAACACCACGCUGGAUUAUAAAGUCACCGGUUUGACGUCGCUCACCACGUACACGCUGGAGGUUGCAGCCAUGACGGAGGCAGGCGUGGGAAUUAUAACAUCCUCCACGAUUUCCUCCGGAGUGCCACCAGAACUUCCAGGAGCUCCAUCAAAUCUGGUCAUUUCUAAGAUCAGCUCGCGAUCUGCCACACUGAAGUUUCGUGCGGGGGAUGAUGGGAAGACCACCAUCUCCAAGUGGAUUGUUGACGGGCAGGUGGGCAGUAUCGGUGAAGAGGAAGAGUGGAAGGUGUUGUACGAGAAAGAGAACGAGCCUGAGGCUCAGGUGUUGGAGGUGCCCAACCUCACUCCCUUCACGCAUUACAGGUUUCGAAUGCGGCAGGUGAAUAUUGUGGGAAUGAGUCCGGUGAGCGCGCCCUCCCGCGUUAUACAGACACUGCAGGCCCCUCCGGAUGUGGCGCCCAGUAGCGUGACAGUACGCACGGCCAGCGAGACCAGUCUGUGGUUACGAUGGGUGCCGUUGCCCGAAAGUGAGUACAACGGUAACCCUGAGAGCGUGGGCUAUAGGGUCAAAGCGUGGCGGGCGGACCAGCGGGGCGAGGUCAGCACACGUUUGGUGAACGACCAUCUAGAGAGAGAAAUCACCCUGGAGGGUCUCGAGGAGUGGACCGAGUAUCAGCUGCAGAUUCAGGCCUUCAAUUCCAUCGGCCCCGGGCCAUGGAGCGACACGGUGAAGGGUCGCACACGCGAGUCAGUGCCAACAGCGGCUCCGGAGAACGUGACGGGCGAGGCCAUGAGCUCCAGUCGCAUCCUGGUAACCUGGGGGCCGGUCCCUGAGCCCGAGCAGAACGGCAACAUCCUCGGAUACAAGGUUCUGUACAAAGAGAAGGACUCGGAUUCGGAUGCACAAGUGAACGUUGUGAAGGGAAACCUGACGCAGUCCGUCCUGCUGCGGAACCUGCGUAAAUAUGUCCAGUACGAGAUCCAGGUUUUGGCGUUCACGCGAAUCGGAGACGGCCAGCUCAGCAGCCCACCGGUGCUGGAGAGGACCAAAGAUGAUGUUCCAGGACCACCCAUGAGACUGGUGUUCCCAGAGGUGCGUCUGACGGAGGUGAGGGUGGUCUGGCAGCCCCCUGUGGACCCCAACGGCAUAAUAAUGGGAUACCAGGUUGCUUAUCAUCUGGAUUCAGGGGAUCCCAACCAGUUUAUCACAGUAGAAGUGGGUCCAGAUACACGUCAGUUCACAGCGUCCCACCUGACCCCGGAGUCGGCCUACAUCUUUCGCAUCUCCGCCAAGACCAAUCAGGGCUGGGGAACGCCCGCACAGGCUGUGGUCAUAACUACUGAGAUUAGAGAGCGACCUCAGCCUCCACAGCGCCUGCGAGUAUCCCAGGAACAGGUGCAGUCCCGCAAACUACGCCUCAGUUGGGUUCCCGGAGGAGACGGCUCGUCUCCCGUGCGUUACUUCACCCUGCAAACGCAGGAGCUGCCUGACGGAGACUGGACAACUCAUUCUUCCGCUAUAAGCCACAAUUAUACGUCCUGGGAGGUGGACAGGUUGAAACCCUUCACUUCAUACAAGCUGAGAAUGAUGGCAACUAAUGAUGUUGGAGACAGCAAGUACAGCCAAGAGACGGAUGCAAUUACGACUUUACAAGAUGUUCCUGACGAGGCACCGGUGAUUCAAGCUGUGAAACCCUCCACGACGACAUCCGUGCUGGUGCAGUGGCAGCCGCCCAAAGAAGAGAGUGUGAAUGGAGUUCUGGUGGGCUAUCGGAUCUACUACCGCGAACUCCAGUACGACACCGCUCCGCAGGAGUCAAAGAGGGCCGUCAACAGCUCCUUGCUUCGCACCGAACUGACAGCCAAAAGCACUGUGAAGACUGUCAGCAAUCCUUCAUUAACCGUAUUCGAGCUAACACAGCUGCAGAAAUACAGGCGCUAUGAAAUCGUGAUCACUGCCUACAACGUCAUCGGUGAAAGUCCUCCGAGUGCUCCGGUAGAGGUGUUUGUCGGGGAAGCAGCCCCCUCCGUAGCCCCUCAGAACAUCCAGAUCAACACCUUGUCAUCCACUCAGCUGGAGGUCCAGUGGGAGCCGCCCCCCGUCGAGACCCAAAAUGGCAUCAUUCAGGGAUAUAAGAUUCUUUACUGGGAGAUGGACAAUCAGAACGAAACUGAAAGAGUUAAGAUUCUCUUUCGACCAGAAACCAACAUGAGAUUGAAGAACCUGACCAGUUACACAUACUACAUGGUGAAGCUGUCUGCCUUCAACGCAGCUGGAGACGGUCCGUUCAGUGAGCCCAGGAGGGGGCGCACUCUUCAAGCCGCCCCCAGUGCCCCUAGCUUCAUCAGUUUCUCUGAGGUGACCAGCAGCACCCUCAAUGUGUCCUGGGGCUUCCCUCUGUUGCCCAACGGCGUGGUGGAGGGCUACAGGGUGGUGUAUGAGCCCACUGCUCCUAUUCAAGGUGUGACUAAAGUAGUAACUGUGGAUAUCCGUGGCAGCUGGCAGCGCUGGCUGAAGGUUCGAGACCUGACCAAGGGUGUCGCCUACUGCUUCCGCGUUCAGGCGAAGACUAUCGCCUACGGGCCAGAAGCGGAAGCCAACAUUACAGCCGGCCCUGUCAAAGGAUCUCCUGGAUCACCUGUAGAAAUGUCAAUCACAAAGACCGGCUCAAUGCUCAAUAUCCAUUGGACACCUGGGGAGACAGGAGCAGGUCACGUCAUCGGCUAUGUCAUCGAAGCACGUCCAUCAGAUGAGGGAUUGUGGGAUACCUUUGUGCGGCACCUGCCUCCCACCAGCACCUCUCAGUCUGUGAAUCUGGACCGCCUCAGACAGGGCAUCAGCUACCAGUUCAGAGUCCUGGCGAUCAAUGAGUUUGGCUACGGUGAGCCUAGUGCGCCCUCUGCUGCUAUGUCAGCUCAAGUGGACACGCCGUUCUAUGAGGAGUGGUGGUUUCUGGUCGUGUUGGCGCUGUGCGGUCUGAUUCUGCUGCUGCUGGUGGUUUUCGGCCUCGUCCUGCACGGCCAGAACAGAAAGUACAAGAGCUGCGGAACAGGUAAAGCCGUGUCUACGGUGGAGGAGACGGUCACACUGGACAAUGGAGGAUUCACGGCUCUGGAGCUCAACAGCAGGCCUGUUCAUGUCAAGGGCGUUUUCCUGAGGAAGAACGGAACCAGGUCACCUCCUCGACCCAAUCCAGCUGGACUGCUCUAUUCUGAUGAAGACAUCUGUAGCAACUACAACGGUGGGGUUUCCACAGAGAGCACAGCACUGACAGAGAGACCUGCCGACAUGUCCGAGUCUGAGGCGACAGACAGCGAAUGUGAAGAGGAGCCAAUCAAACACUCGUUCGUGAAUCACUACAUGAGCGACCCCUCCUACUUCAACUCCUGGAAGCGGCAGCAGAAGGGGCUCAAGCAGACACUGGCCUGUUCCUACGAGGACUGCGCGAGCGGCGACGCAGAAUCUUACUAUCAGACAGUGGUCACGCAGCAUAGCGUGGGCGGGGUCUACACCCCCACAGGCCAGCCCACCCCUGGAUCACGGACUCCUGUCACGGGCUUCUCCUCGUUCGUGUGACGCACGGGUGCCCGGUCAGCCUGGACCCGGACCCCUCUGUGUGGGCAGCACGGUUACGGAGACGGGAUUUUUCGAUAUCCACAGUAUCAAUACUGACAUAAUGAACGCUGAAUGCAGAUUAUGAAGCGAGUGGAGACUAAAAAUGAUUUUUAUACUGUAUGCCAAUACUGAAGACUCUUCACAGCACCGGUGAUAAUCAGAAUUACUGUCUUUGUGUGUGUCCCUCCUGUUUGCAGCCUUGUGAAAGAUGGUUUAAAAACACAGGCCUUGACUGAAAGCUCAUGUCUGUGACCUAUAGUUGCGAUAAGACGUUCUCGCUCUAAAGGGUGGCACAUACUGUAUUCAACAUUCCUGCCACUGUUCCCUUUACCACACUGAAAAGAAACGCUGAGAAAAAACAUGCUGUAUACUCUCAUCUGAAUAUGCUUCAUCUCACUGUCAGUGUCGCUUUAUAUACACCUUGCAUUCGAGAUCUUAAAGGUCAGAAGUGUAAAUCUUCUCUAAUGGAUCUGAUUCACGGAUAAUGAAGCACGGAGCUCUGGGCACAAACGUCACAGUGUUUUAGUAUAUUCUGUAUAGACUCACCAGCAAGAAACAUACUGUAUCAAGGCUGUCAGAGGACGGUAGCUUUAGUUCUUCAUCCCUGUAAAAUCAGAUGGUGAGCAGCCAGAUGUGUUGUGAUGUGCUUCGGUGCCAUUGCUUACGGUCACACAUACUGACAUCUAGGUUAUAAUUUUACCAUUUUUACUCUCCUGUCUAUUUGGCCUGGUUUAGAAACUGCACUCACCUUGAAAUUAUUUAAUGAAUGAAUUUAUGAAGUGUACGUGUUGAGAACAGUAUGGUUGCUUUGCACAUACGCACUCUUGAGCCAUAUUGGGUUUCCUUCUUUUUCUUCAGUAUCUUUGUUUUUUUAACAGGCUUGUAAAAAAUGUGUAAUUUUACAGUGUGAUUUUAAAAUUAAUUUUUUUUUUUUUUUUGUUCACCGUAGUGUUAUUAAAAAGACGUUCAGCAGUUUGUACAUUCAAAAGUAUGACGGUUUUGGAGAAAUGCCAACACAAUGAGUACAUGAAGCAAACCAGAGUGUGCUGUAAUGGGAAUGUUGGUUUGAAUCCCGCCAAAUGUUUUAGCACAAGUGUUCACGUUCAUGAAGUAAAAUAAGUUCAUGUUUUUUUUAAGGAAAAUUAAAUGUUUGUUGUUGACUCAAAUGACUACAAAGACGUCUUGUUGCUGUUUCUUCAAAAACUAUUAAAACAGCUGUAUCACAAAUCAGUGAUAUGAUAUGGUUUCUAAGCAUUUUUAUCACUUUCAGUUUUCGGUUUACAGUUCACUGAACACAAUGCAUCAGUGGUGAUAUUUACUGUUAUCACUAUCCUCUUUGA